AUGCCAAUUGUUAGGAUUCCAUUUCAAAAUAGCCCGUCUUCGUGCUCAGAUCCUGAACAGGCAUACCAAACCGAGUAUCUAGCUCUGGUCGGGUCUUUCUGUCUCGUGGCCCUCGAGGCGUUCAUCCGGGUGCUGACAUUAGCUCUGCCUAUUUCGACCUCCGUCCGGGACGCAUCCGACUUUGUUGAACUCUGUCGCCUUUUUGGAUAUGAAGCCGAGGAGCAUAUUUCGCCUACAAAGGAUGGAUAUCUACUGGGGUUGCACCGCCUAGCCUGGCGAAAGGGCGAGGAAGGCCGAGCGGUGAACGCCGGUCCAAACAGUUUGAAGAAGAGGGUUGUCUACUUGCAUCACGGGCUACUGAUGAAUAGUGAGGUAUGGGUAUCUCUCACUGAUGCCGAGAGAUGUCUUCCUCUGGUUCUCGUCGAGCGCGGGUUCGACGUUUGGCUAGGAAACAACCGAGGAAAUAAAUACUCGAAAAAGUCGGUCAGGUCGUCGCCUUCGAGCCUUGACUUCUGGAACUUUUCCAUGGACGAGUUCGCCUUGCAUGACAUACCCGACUCCAUCUCGUACAUCCUCGACACCACUGGUGCGGAGAGCCUCUCGUACAUUGGCUUUUCUCAAGGAACGGCUCAAGCCUUUGCCACCCUCUCGAUCCAUCCAAAAUUAAACACCAAAAUCAACGUCUUUAUCGCGCUCGCUCCCGCCAUGUCCCCAGCUGGCCUGUCUAACGGCAUGAGCGUUGUACACUGGUUCCAGAUUAUCCGGAACCGCAGCUUUCAGAUGUACGACGACGAUCGGCCAGGAAUAUCCUUGAGUGGGCAAAAUAAGCACACCAAGGUUGCGCGCUACCCGACGCGGAACAUCAAGACACCAAUUGUCUUGGUCUACGGCGGAAGCGACUCACUGGUUGAUAUUAGGGUCAUGUUAAAAGAGCUGCCACCGCAGACCGUAGCUACAGAGAUACCUCACUACGAGCACCUGGAUUUCCUUUGGGGCCGGGACAUUGAUCGACAAGUCUUCCCACAUGUCUUUGACGCGCUUGACAGCUUUACCGACGCAGCGCACAGCCAGGAAGAAUACGACAGAUACAGAGUCGUGAGGCAGGAGAGCUUAAUCACAGCCACCAGGUUCCAGCACACCCGCAAGCCGAGCGACGUCACGGAUAGCGAAGAGACCAUAGUACCUGCCGAUGACACGCUGCACUCUAAUCACGGGGUGGCUUACCCUCAACGCCACCGGGCCAAGGAACGGCCACCAAAGGCCGCACCACUUCGCGACGCUCCGCGCAUUCGGACUCCGCACGGCCUGAAGGGCCAUUCCGAGGCAGACGACUUCUGUGGUCAGGAGAGCAUUGAUCGGCACCAGGAGCCCUAG
This is a messenger RNA of Parascedosporium putredinis, 1374 nucleotides long. The record is from the annotation of a GenBank genome assembly. Lineage: Eukaryota; Fungi; Ascomycota; Sordariomycetes; Microascales; Microascaceae.